This is a messenger RNA of Trachymyrmex septentrionalis, 915 nucleotides long. Its product is annotated as protein PXR1-like. Lineage: Eukaryota; Metazoa; Arthropoda; Insecta; Hymenoptera; Formicidae. The record is from RefSeq and is a predicted model, not a curated record. The transcript is spliced from 3 exons. Bases 1 to 501 code for a protein of 166 amino acids.
AUGGACCAGGACCACCCCUCAGCCGUCAGGCCAAUCGAGAGGAGAAGUGCUGCUCCGGUCAGCGGGUGCUGUCGAAAGAGGAGAAUUCUCGGGCACUGGGGUCGGCACUCGACGCGACGUGUCGGAUGGAAACGACUACGAGAAGAAGAAGAAGCAAACGAGGAGGCGGCGGCGGCGGCGGCGGCGGCACGCGAAGGAGAUCGCAGCGGAAGCGGCGACACGAAGAGGAGGCGGCGAAAGAAGAGGAAGAGACGUGAGUCGUUUUGGCGAUUCUACGGGCAGUGUCGACGCGUGUGUGCCGCGGUGCCGCGUGACAGUGCACGUGGAGACGACAGUGCGGGUGAGACAGUGCGCGGUGCAGUGCGGCGACAAGCGGCAGAAAGCGGGAGGAAGAAGAAGAAGAAGAAGAAGGAGAAGGAGGAGGAGGAAGAGAAAGAGGAGGAGGAGGAGGUGGAGAAGGAGGAGAAGAGGAAGACGGCGAAACGUAGUUGGGUGGAGUAAACGGAGCACGGAACGAGAGGCGAGGAGGGAGAGGAGGAACAAGUGGCACGGAGGUGAGGUAAAAAGAGAUAGGAAAGAAGACGAAUUUUCUCCGCGAGCGAGCGCGCCCGCGCACGCUCGCCGACACCAAGUAUGCUGCGGAGUGACGAAGCGGCGUCGCGGAUUUCACGGAUCGAUCGGCCGAUCGAAUUUUCGAAAUAGGAUACGCGCCGCCCCGCGUGUGCGUGUACCAUAUGUGUACGGGCGCGCGUGUGUGCCUCGUAAUUGCUACACGGAAGAGGAAUCGUCGUCGACGUCGUCCCCGCCCGGCCAGGCCGGGCCGGUGAAUCGAAUCGCCGCGCCGGUGGAUCGACCGCCCGCGCCGUCUGCCGCGGGAAAACUUCAGAUCCGGUUUGCUUUCCACGGCUGACGUCA